Messenger RNA from Amoebophrya sp. A120, 9678 nucleotides. The record is from the annotation of a GenBank genome assembly. NCBI's taxonomy places the organism in Eukaryota, Dinophyceae, Syndiniales, Amoebophryaceae.
CUUCUAACCUCCCACCCAAAAUGAAAAUGAUUGCAAUCAAAUUGCAAGUCUUUGCUGUAGCCUGCUGGAAGAGGGCCUUGUGCUUUUGUAAUUCUCGUCGUCCACCACAAAGCAGCAACACAUGAUAUGCUGGACCUGAACGAGGAGCGUCUUAAACCGGAGCUGCUGGACGUGACUCCGGACCUCGGAGGCUCGGAUGUCGACGAAUUCAUCAAAGAUGACGAUGGCAGCUCUUCGUCGGACGACGAGGAAGUCCUCCUCGCGAAACUGCAGCCCCCGCUCGCCGUGCGGAGCAAGACCGUCCGCGGCAGUGCUGCGGGCUCGUUUUCCACGCGACCCAGCGGACCCACGCCAAGGCAGGGAAAUGUUGGCGGUGCGCGAUUGCUGGGACCGGCGGCUGGUCCUCCUCCAAGUGCUAGUUUGCAACCAGGAGAUUUCAACAACAUCGUGCAGCAACAGCGUCCGCAGACUGCAGCAGGGCACCAGGUUACUACACGCGGGAUACUGGUGCGGAAGGACGCAGCGUCGUACCCAUCUGGAUCCUCACCACACCGAAAAAGGGCGAUCACAUGGGAUGACCGAGACCUAGAACGGGAAAGAGCCGCUGGAGCAUCUACUUCACGGGAGGACGUACCCAAGCCAAGUGCAAAGAGUAGUGCUGCACGAAAGGAUGACAGAUGCGACGGCGAGGCCGAGGGGCGAGACCGAGGAGACGCCGUCGAACAACAUCAGCGAGAAGCUGUGGCUGCUGCUGCAAAUAAAACAACGAAGUUUCGUGUGAUUCCUGGGUACCCGCGGAUCACAGCGGAUGCUGUGUUCAAGGAUAAUUACGCUGGCAGCAAGCCAAAGGAGUACAGCGCCCUGAAAAAGCAGUUCGAACAACGGUUUGCCGAGGCACUACAGCAGUCGAAAAACAUGUACCGUGCGGCCCAAAUGAUGAAUGCAGACGUCCCCGUGCCGCACAGGUCGACGCCGAAAACUACCGAUGCGGGAGUUGCACCUACGGAUCACGCCGGAAUAAAUCAGGCGAAGUUAUCGCCGAGAAAAAUCCGUUCCGCUGGGGCAACACGAGGAGGCGCUGGCGCAGGAGGAGCGUCGUCUAAGCGACCAGCUACGUCAUCGGGCGCCGCGGGUCGCGCCACCGUCUAUAAGCAAGCUGAAGCUGGUGAUCGCGAAGAUCGAAAUUUGGUGGUUCGUUCGGAGCACGUCUUGGCGCGCGAGACGAGUUUGGAAGCCGGUACAACGUCGACCAGGCCAAAGUCGGCAAUGACACCGGUGGACAAGAACAAGACGAGAUCUGACGUCCUAACAUCCCUGCCAGCUCAGGACUUGCGACCGCGCUCGGCCUAUCCGCCUCGAACACCCACGUCCGAAAGCAAAGUGCAGAGCAUCGUGAUCGACGAUGGGCUCGCAGUAUAUCAGAAGAACCUCGUGCGGCCCCAGCAGCGGCCGAAACCACCGCAACUCCAUCGGUCUGCGUCCGCGCUGCCAGUCAGGAGUACGCCGUCGCCAACAAAACGUGUCUCCGAGGAAGAAAGCUUGAAGGCUGCCGAAGAAAUCAAUCUGGGUUCAUCUACUGCUCCAACCGCCGGGCAAAGGGAGCGCGACGCGGGGGACCCUGCAGCCUGCCGGCAGCGCAGCGGCUCGGCUAGUCCGUCCAAGCGAGCCGCAAAUGUCACGCGACCGUCGUCGACUGCAGGUUCGCGGCGAGGUUCAGCAGCUUCUUCGACCGCCCGCUCCCAGUCCGCGUCUUCCACCAGAAGCAGUGGGCGAAUGUCCGCGGCGGCGCUGCGGCAGCAGAUGCUGGACCAGCAAGCGCAAAACACGGCUGCAAUGUCCGCCGCCUUGCACGUGCCACACUACAAAGACCGCGAAACGCAGGAGGAGUUCAUGAAAAGUAUGCUACCUGCUUCGUCGCGGCUAUUGCAGGGAACGCAAGCUUCCCAGCGACGAAAAACCGCCACGGAAAAGGAGCAGCAAGAAGACCACGACACGCUUGCGACCAAUAAAGUAGGUUCUAGCAGCGGUAACAACGCUGCAGGUGUGUCGUCUACAACUACCACGGCAGUUCCGCGCAACGUGAAUAUCGUUGCGAAUCGCCAAGUUUUCACGGCGGUGGACCUGCAAGACCGUGUGGAAUACACGGGUCACCAGAGCAAAACGGCGUCCCAAAACGCGCUCGCACGGCCUAGACCCAACACCAGCAGUGGUUGUCGGAGCACGGAGGACCGACCUGCUUCAGCCAUCAACGCCAUCGACACAUCAAAUACCGUCUUCGUCGCUGACGAUGGAGUUGUGAUAUCGGCCGCAGUCUCCAAGCCCGGCGCACUAACUAGAAGCUCCAGCUGCGCUGCGAUGCGCCCGAGCAGUUCCCGCACAGCACCCGGAAUGGCAGCUGCAGCGGCUCUCUCGUCGAGCUCCCGGCUCCCGCGCCCGACUUCGGCCGGCCGCCCACAGAGCGCCAGCUACCGCGCGAAGGCGAAGCAGAGUUUCGAAGUAUUAGAGUUGUCGCUGAUGAAUAAGCACGUGUCCAAGGGCGAGCGGAUGGUGUUGUUUUUGCAAAAGCAGGAAUGUGGCUUGGAGAAGCGCGUCUUUGUCCUCGACAGCAGCGACGAAUUCAUUCGGAAGGCGCUUCUUGAUAGGGGUAAUUGGGUGGAAAACAAGUACGUCGAGUCCGGCCUGUGGAAUUUGAAGUGGUGCGCUACGGACAGUGAGGAAGACUACAAGAAUCUGGACGAGGAGAACGACCUGUACAACCAUUUUCAGCACAACCGUGAGCUGACCACGAAAUUCGGUCUCGCGAGAAACUUGAAAAACCUGUCCAGUGACACCGCGGCAUCGGGAGUUUUGGUCGACGUAGAUGUUGCUGUUGUGCCUGCACCAGUUGAUUCGUUCUUGAACAAGCAGACGAUUUGUAGUACUACUCGUAGCUCGAGCACCGCCUGUUCGAGCCUUGUUCGAGAAAGAAGCGGCCGCGACGUUUUCAAGCAACAAGUGACCUGCUCCAUCGUCGACAGUUUUUUUCCACGAUGCUACGACAUCGCGCUACCGGAAAGCCGGGAGGACUUCAUUGUGGAGUACUGUCGAAACGCCGCAUGGUGCGUUGCGAAAAAGCACCUGAACCUGGUUUCGACAACCUCCUCCUACCCGGUUAGCAAGUAUCGCCCGAACCUGACGGUCUUACGUGUGGCGCAGAGGGUUCUCGAUCUGUGGGUGCAAGAAAUUAACGCGGAGAAGCUGCUUGAUUGUGAUGUUGGAUCUUCUUGUUACACGGGUAGCUUCUCAGCAGGUGCUGCCGCACAAAGGAGAAACAGUGGCUGGGUUUCGGAGGAGGAGGAGGAUGUAGCCAGCGGAAAUCUACUCGAGGUCCACACGGGUGAAGAUGCUUCUACGAGGUGCUCGCGACGUUCGCCUUCAAAAUCAAUCAGCGCAAACAGGCCAGCACGGAGCGCAAGCAGAAGCGCUUCACCUGAGAAAGGCAAGGCUUGGAACAAUACUGCGCCCUCCUCGAUGAAACUACAGGUGCAGCUCCGUUCCGCGACGACUGUCGAUGAGGCGGAUUUCGACGCACUAGCCUUGUACUCCGAACUUAGUGAAGCUCAGCUUUGUCGCGACUUCAGCGAACACGAGACCAGCCAUUUCUUGAAGAAGCGCGGCGGCUUGCUGAAUUUGUACGCGAACGCGCAGAACAAGCAGGUGUACUCCGAGUCGGUGCGAAACUCUUCCGUUGCUGCCAAAAAUGACGGACCGGAGCAGCUGGAAACGGCCGGGUGCGGCGGUGGAAGUUCGUCAUCGGGCGGACCCCCCGGAAACCACAACGCGUCGUCGUCGAAUUCAGGCACUUCUACUGCGAGCCACAGUGGCAUGAAUUCCAGCAACCCGUUGGCUACCAGAACUUCCAGCAACAGCGUCACCGGCGCAGACGCGAAGCAAGCAGAAGACUGGCGGCGUGCUGUACCCAAAUCUUUGCAGAGCAUCGAGCAGUGGGCGGAAUUUUCAAGCCAUACCUGGGUGAAUUUCACGGACUAUGGGACGAAGCACCUUCAAGAAGCGGAGCACAAGCAUUCUAGCGCUGAGGCUGACAACAGCUCUUGUUCAUCGGCCAGUACAACAUCAAAUCCGUUCUUCCUCCUGAACGCCGAAUUCCAGAAAUUCACCGCUUUCCUGGAAAGCCACCCUCUGACAAAGCCGCAGCUGUCCUUGUGCAAUGCGAAGCAGAACUGCUGGAUUGUGAAACCGGGGAACAAUGCCAGAGGAAGUGGCAUCGUCGUGCUGAAGAAUCUGAAAGAGAUUCUGUACCAAACGAACCCGUCGAGGCUGGUGAUGAAGUACAUCGAGAAGCCCCUCACCCUGUUCAAUGGACGCAAGUUCGACGUGCGGCAGUGGGUCCUGGUGAAAUCCUUCGACCCACUGGAGAUCUGGAUGUUCUCGCAGUGCUACUUGCGGCUGUGCAACGAGCCCUACGAUUUGGGAGAUUUGGAAAACCGACAGAAGCACAUUAGUAACUGGGAGGUCAACAAGCACGCCAAGGGAAAGCACGCGCAGGAGGGCGCGGUCGCGUCCCUGGAGACCUUCAAAAACGAGCUCCACGAGAUCACGGGGAACCCGGACUACUGGGAAGAGGCCAUUUUGCCGGAGUUGCGCACCAUUAUCGUCAAAACCUGCGAAAGUGUGAAAACCGUGGUGAAGCAGCGGAAGUCGUGUUUCGAAGUGUUUGGCUUCGACAUCAUGAUCGACGACAAAUUGAAGCCCUGGCUCCUAGAAGUGAACUUGUCGCCCGCCUGCGACGUGCGCACCCCGUUUCUGGUGAGCAUGGUGUCCGACAUGAGUCACUCCCUGUUCGACGUGGUGCUCGGGAGCGGGAAGAAGAUUGGGAACAACGCCGAAAGUUGCAUUGCCGACGUCAUGACAUCCCCGCGCCAGUUUCGAGAACGGGCGCGGGCCGCAAAAGCACGAGCAGACGUGAAGGAGAGCAGAGAAGAUCAAGCGUCUGGCACUUCUGGCUAUUCGAAGGGCGAGUGGUGGUGCAUCUGCAGAAGUGACAAUACUUGGAGCAGCGACGACAGAAAGUAUCUGACGACGCCCCGAGGCAGAAGUUUUUCCUCCAUGUCCCUUUCGAACAGCACGGCUUUGCUCCAGGAUAACAAGGAUCAUGUUUCCCAACAACAGGGAGCUUCUGGCUCGAAAGCCGGCGACGUGACGAAGUUGACUAUUCUGGGCCAGAAAGUGAAAUGGAACCGAGAAUGGAAGCUCGAAUACUGCUGGCUGCGGUUGCGUGCAGCGCUGCUACUGCAGAGGGUGACCAGGGGCAUGUUCGCGCGACAGCAGCUCCGGUACUACAAAAGACUGAAGGCUGUGAAGGUGAUCCAGAGGAAUUUUCGUGGCUUCGCGGGAAGAAAGAAAUUCCGAAGAGAGAAGCAAACGUCGCUUCUGCACACAAUUCUGAUUCCAAAGUUGAAAUCAUUCGCCUACUGCGUUUACCUGCGGAACCAGAAGCGGUUGCGGCUCGCGCUCGUCGCACAGAAACUCUGGCGCGGAAGAAAAACUCGGAUUUGGUUCGCGACCUGGAGACUUCAUGAGUACGCAAAACGGAUUCAGAAGUUCUUUCGGAAACGACGACGGAGGAGGAGAAUCAGCAGGAAACGAAGAAUCCAACGAUUCUGGCGAAAGCAGUUUCGGAAAAGGGUCAACGCGGCAAACCAGAUUCGGAAGAUGUUCGUCGGUUACAAGGCGCGAAAAGAGUUUGAGAAAAAGUUUCUGCCUCGAUAUCGUGCGUUGCUAUUCGGAUUCACAUUUUUGCCCUACCUGAGACGAUUACGGAAGCAGACCCUGCUCGUUUACCAAGCGAUUUGCGCACGGAAGAUCCAGAGAUUUUGGCGAAGAAAGAGGCGAAAGGAAAAUUGGAAAACGAUGCGGUUCUUUUUCUGCGAAGCGUGGCAAGCUGGUUACUUUGCGCCGGUACGCGAAGCGCAAAUAAAACUUGCGGCGAUCCAGCGUGGGAACCAGGCACGGAAGGAAUUUCGUCGCAGGCUGCAGAAGAAGAGAGAAGAGGACGAGCGGCGAAGACGGGCGGAAAAAAGAAAACUCGAAAACAGUGCUGCGGUGAAGCUGCAGAGAAGCUUCCGAUAUUAUCGGAGAAGGAAGUAUGGGCGCGAAUUUCGGCGAGAAAUGCAGGAGGAGCGGCGUUCUGCGGCAACGAGAAUUCAAGCUGCACUUUAUCGUGGCCGGAAGGCGCGGAAACUUUUCGCACAUCUUAAGUGGCUGCGAGAACAGAGGCGCGAGCGAGAAAAGAAACAGCUGGAAGAAGCGACAGCGAAGAAGAAAAACACAACCGCGUUGCAGAUUCAGAGCAUUUGGCGGGGUGUGACCGCUCGCAAGAAGAGGCGAGUGGAGCUGAAGAAAAAACAGGAAGUCGAGGAAUUAAAAGGCGCCAGCUUCUCGAUGGAUUGCCGUCCGACUCCGGAUGACUCCUCUACUUCGAUCUCUGUUUCGCGCGGAGGAGCUGAAGGCGGGUCGAACGAGGUUCCGUGCUUCGCUGCAGUCUCCUUGGCAUCUUCCCCGAGUCAAUCGCCCGAAGAUCAUGACGUGCCACCACAAUUUUGUAUCGACGACGAGAACUCCUCCAACUCUGCUAGUGUGGUUUUUAAGGCAGAUGAGGCGGCUCGGGAAAAUGAUAUGGUCGUUGCGGCAACCUCAACAGCACUAGCAUCACGGACUUUCGCUGGUGCUGGAAAUGAGGACAACGCGGCUAGUGUAGAAAAAAAAUACGAAGAGGAGGUGAUAUCGAGCAGUAGCGAUAGACGAGAACAAGGUCAUAGGAUUGGUCGUGCUACGCCGGAGGACAGAAAUGCUCUGUCGUUGUCUAUAAUUCGCAGGAAAAGCAAACAGCAAGGUGCUGCACAGAAGGAGCCAACUGUCAACAAAGAAUCAGAAUCACUUACAAGCGGAGAAGUACAAGCAGCACACUUAUCGGGCGCCGAUACAACGAAGGCUGACCAAUUGACGGUGACAAGUACAACUUCAUCGGCGGCUCCACUGACGCAGGCAAAGGCUUCUUCAUCGUCAUCGCCUGUGUACUCCUUUGCAGCUGCCGCCAAUGCUGCGAGUGCCGUCUCGUCGCGGACCCACAUGCAGUUGGUUGACCUUGUUAGCUUUCACAACGGUACCACCACACAACAAGGGGCAAGCGUAGGUCGAAAUACUACUACAACAACCAAAGUUGGUGGAGCAACGACAGCUAUUGCAAGUGAACACACCGCGGUACUAGGUAAAACAACCAAUGCGCCAAACCGAACAAGCGCGUCGCAUUCGAAGACUCAACUGCUACGCCCACAUAGCGGCUCACAACUCCCAAUGGCCAUCUCCGGCGGAUCUUCUUCGAGUUCGAGUAGCCCUUCGACUUCUGGCACACUUCCGACAACCAAGAUUCGCCCGUCAGCAGGUGGUAAUGCCACACCACCGAGCGCUAGCUCCUCCUCCUCGCCGCCGUCUGCCGGGGUGGUGCCGCAUGCCGCGAGCGGUGCAAGUCCGAUGGAAAGUAGUUCGAGCAGCACUGCAAGCACCUCGCGCGCUUUUCGACUGCUAUCGGCAAACAAGCAAGAAGCUAGAGCACUUGACCCCGCAGAGGUGUCCUCGAGUGGUGGUACGACAGCGGCGUCAGCAACUAUUUUGCCGCCGGGGAAGAAAAGCAAAUCGUCCUCGUCCUCGACUAAGCUGAAGAAGGCCUCCACGCCAGAUUUGUUGGUGCUUGGAGGGUUCUCAUCGUCUGGGGGUGGUGGAAGUUCUAGUUCUACUACGCAGUCCCUUGCAGCCGCAACGGCUCCUGCAGCCAGGGUAGUUUCCGAAGAGCCGCCAGCCCGCUCGAUGACCGUUUCUGCCCAUGGGGAUAAAGCAGCGAAGAACAUCAAGAGUCUCUCGAAGACAAAGGCGCAGCUUCUGGACCUAGAAGAGCGCGCGCGUCCUCGGAGCGCGCAACCGCCCAGCAACUUGAUGAGUGGUGGCGGAACAACAGCUGCGAUCUCCUCGUCGACUCCGAAAAAUAACUCACUGGCAUCCAAUAAAUCCGGACUUGUUCUUCGUCCAACUCCAACACUAACACACCACGCCGUUCAUCAGGAGAAAGAAAAACCACCCGCAGCUCCGCCACGCCCUCCGGAGAAGAAGAAGAAAAAAAGCAGAACUACACACAGUUCCAGUUCGUCGGCUAAUACAACUGCAGGAGCACCACAGCUACCACUUGGGGCAACGACAGCGACACCAGUAGCUGCGAGUCAAGCCGGAGCUUUUGCUCUUUGCCACACUACACAUGACCCGGAGAAAACAAAGGACGGCAAAUCUACAGCUGCAGUUAUUGUGUCGCCUGCUCCUAACAAGUCCGGAACUCUGACGGCCUCCGCCGUUCACGCGGAACUCAACGCAAGAGAGAAAAAGGCGCGGAGACACGAAACAGAACGCAGUUGGUCGGCGUCGGUUCUGUCCAAAAUAGUGCAGCAGCAGCCUCAAAGCCAAACGGAUGUUGGGACGAAAAAAUCUUCUGCGCCCACCCUGGUGCCAUUGCAGAAAGGUUCUGAAGAUGCGCACAACUACUUUGUCAGCAACUCCAGCACAAGGCCAAGUUCGUCGCUGAGCGAGUUGAUCCGCGCUGGCGAAGAGGUGGCAGUCGAAGAUAGCUGCGAGGAUCCUUCGGACAGCUUAUUUCUGCAGGCGCCCCUAGCGCCACGCGGUGGUCGGAGCGGUUCCAAGAGUCCCCGUGAUCUGUUGCACGAGGGGCUGCGAGAUUUAGAGAUGCUACUUUUGAAUAUGGGCGGCGGUGAAGGCGGAGACUCUAAAUCGCGUCCAGACGUCACCGUGGGAGACAGGACGAGGCGGAGCGGGGAACAAGCUGCAGCAGGUCUACAAGGCGGCGAGGAACAAAAGAAGGCGCCCCCUAAUGCAUUGAUGUCCGGCUCCAACGUUCGCACGAUUCACAAACUUCGGUCCAUGAGUACCGUCGAACAGAAAGAAGCGGGAGUUUGUGAAGAUGCAAGUCUAAAGACUAAGCAGGCUCUAUCACCAACAAACGCGAAUGCAAAAGGACCAGCACAGCUGCGGGCACAGGUUUACCGCACGCGCUCCCUCACUGCCGAUGGAAUGUUGGUAGUACCGACCUGAUUUUCUGCCGGUCAGAAACGAAAUCAAGCUGGUGUUAGUUUACAACUUGCACUCAAAAAUGUGAAAUAAGUACUUGUUACUUAGUCUUAGACGAAAUGCAACUCAAUGACCCAGGGCCGCACAAUAUGGUGCAGGUGUUACGGGCAAAGCUUAUACUGAAUCAAUGAAUCAAUGCCAAUGCUGGUGAGUAAUCAAUCUUGGUGGUGUUGCUCUUGCAUCAAUCUCAAUAUCAACAACGAACAACAGUUUUUGAGUGGUCACCAAAACAAGUAAAUUUAUUGUCUCUUUGUCCUCUGUAUGAUCUAAGUAGUUUUCUACGUUUUCCUCUUCCUAGUGAACUUUAGAAAAGAUUCGAGGCUCAUGCUAAAUCUGAAGCAAGUGUAAGAUUCGAGGCGGACUGGGACUGAGUGGGACACUUGGAGCUGCACAGAUAACACAAAAUAAAGUUUGUCGCUCACUGGGCACGGAUAUGAGUGAUGGUUCGGAGGAAAACAAAAGCUGAUGCUGCACACCUCAAUUUUUCCACCA